Molecule: messenger RNA, 795 nt
Organism: Pyrus x bretschneideri (Chinese white pear)
Lineage: Eukaryota; Viridiplantae; Streptophyta; Magnoliopsida; Rosales; Rosaceae
Product: LOB domain-containing protein 36-like
Exons: 1
Coding region: 4-795 (263 amino acids)
Source: RefSeq, a predicted model, not a curated record
ACAAUGUCGUCAAACACUCAUUCACCGUGCGCUGCGUGCAAGUUUUUACGGCGAAAAUGCACACAAGAAUGCGUGUUCGCCCCCUAUUUCCCACCCGACCAACCUCAAAAGUUCGCAAACGUUCACAAGGUUUACGGUGCGAGCAACGUCGCCAAGAUCCUGAACGAACUCAAUGUUGCACACCGUGAAGAUGCGGUGACAUCAUUGGCCUAUGAGGCGGAGGCUCGUCUUCGGGACCCGGUGUAUGGGUGCGUUGGUUUCAUCUCAAUCCUCCAGAACAGGCUCAAGCAAGUCCAGACGGACCUCUACAACGCCAAGAAAGAUCUGUCUGCCUAUAUUGGCCCUCAGGCAAUGAUGAUCCCCGUUUUUCCUCCGCCCCAACAAACAGACAUGAACGGGUCUGUGCCUAUGUUGGGGGUUUCCACUGGCCCUCCGCCCCAGCUGGGCUGCGGUGGAGGUCAGCUUGUGAUUCGCGACCAGCAUCAGCAACAAUUGUUCGAGGCUCAUCAGCAAGAUCUUGUGAGGUUCAAUAUCAAUGGUAUGGACACCGCAGCGAGUUCAGUUACUGGAAAUGGGUUUAAUCAGAUUCCCGCAGCUGCUGCUAGUAAUGGUGUGGUGUCUGGUUCAUUGGGUUUGGGUGGAAAUUUUGAUAACAACCAUUAUAACCAGAUCCAACAGCAAGCAACUGCACAUCAUCAGAAUUCCCUUGAAUAUCAGCUUCAGGCUCACCUGAUGCUCCAGCCACAACCGGCGGCCGAGCAAUCGCAGCAGAAAUCAGAAGGCGAGGAGAGUUGA